GGAUCUUUUUCUGGAGAUCCCUCCCUUUUGGAGUUUUCCAUUGUGAGCCUGGAUCCUCAGCUUCACCAAAUUCUUUAAUCGCACCUACCUACUGUGCUCCUGUGUGUCAGCUCAGCCUGUAUCCUCUAUGGGGAGCACCUCACCUGCCUUCACCCCUCGAAACCUUCCAUGCUCUCUGAGCAUCAGGAGAGCAUCCCUUCACCUAGAGCCUUCACUGUAAUGGAAGAAAUGGCAGCUUGAAUACCAGCAUGAAGAUAUACCUUGCACCGUGAUCCAUGUGAGAGAAGUAACCAGAUAUUUUUUGGCUGCCAGCUUGGAAGUCCCUGCUGUCACUGAAGCAAUACUGAUAAGUCUUCUGGCAGGAAUUUUCUAUAUUGGUUUCCCUAACAAUUUUUUUUUCAACGAAAUUAUUGCUUCUUGUGUUUUGUGGAUAUUUUCCAUGCAUUCAUGACUCCAGGGAAAAUUCCUAUCCAUCAAGCCCAUUCAGUGUGCUACUGUAUUUUCCUUCUUUGUGUUUUGUUUCCCAAACAUAAACACUAAUAACAACUUCUGGGACUCAAAGGAAGGCUCCUAAGUUUUGUUUCAAAAUAGCAAGGAAAAAAAAUAAAAGCCAGAGUGCACUGACACAAAUUUGGGGUUUCUGUUUUAUCUAUGGGGGUGUUUGAAGGGGAGAAUGGUGGAUCUACAAAAGUUUGAUUCCAGCAGAUCUCUAACCUGUUUUGCUCUCUUGCUUUAAGUCUUUUUUCCCUUCUUCUUCCUUCCCCAUUCUUACUAAUACUGUUCUCUUUACAUGAGUAGCUUUUAUCAUUUUUCCUUUUCAACCAUUUAAUUGUUUUUUAAUUUCCUUUCUCCUUCUGUCGUUCCUUUUUAAUUCCGUUUUACCUUCCCAUCCUCUUCUCUUUUCCUUUUUCUCCUAGCUCUGCCCUUCUCUGUGGGAGCUGACACUUAUCCCCAAAUUAGUGCGAUAACACAGGAAAAAACCUUGUUUUCAGAAGCUCCCAUCAGUCUCAGGACAGGCAGUGCACUGGGCUAACGCCUUACUAAAUAUAACCCUUUUGUUUGGCAUAAGAUGGCUCACCCUGGUUCAGUGGAAUGGCUUUGUUUUAGGUGUAGAUAGUACAUCAGGGCUGCCUGGCAGGUGCAUCUUGCAGUCAGUGUCACCAAGCAAUAAAUUCUGUAAUUACAGGUCAUGGAGGUGGAGUUCUCCUUUGAUGUGACUUUUUUUGUUGUUGUUGCAAGCGGAUACAAUUUGCCUGAGAUAUCAAAUGCAGAUAGCAGUAAAAAUUUAAUUAACAAAUCAAAGCUUUUAUCUGGGGUUCUAAGAACUCAAGCCAACAGGUUUUUUCAAUUUAAAGACAUCACAGACAGAAGGACGAAGGCAGUGACUUUGUAGUAUAUUCAGCUUACAACCUUUUUAGUGAUGCUUGCAAAGAUAAAACUUUUUUAGCUGUUGCUUUUCAGUCUGGAGAAGCUUUUAGGUCUUCCUCAAAAGCAAGUAUGUUGUUCAUUGCCUGCCUUAUUUUCAUAAUUCUAACUUCACCGUGAGCACACAUUUCUCUCAUGGCUCUGCGGAUUACUUAUCAGGAGAAUGUGAGGAGCAGUCAGGCUCCACGUUCUUGCUGGUUAAUUCCACUUGCAGUGAACCACUUGCUCAUGAUAUCAAUUGGCCUAAACUGUGGGCAUGAUAUUUCUUCCAUGAUUCGCUUAUCUCCUUAAGAAUGAAAGCCUGGUGGAAAACUUGUCUCUUGGCUUCUUCAUAUGCAUAUGGGGAAGUUACUGUUUUCCUUUGGUGCUUUCCUAUCGUGCAGUCAUGAUUGAAAUAGCCAGGUCCAGAAACUGAGUGUCUGAGUCACAUUGCUCAUUCUGCUGGUAACUCCUGGGAGUUGGGGGAGCAGCAGUCUGCCCCUGUGUGUUGUGUGUGUGUACCUACUACUUACUGUCUAUGUACUGAACAUCAGGCAAAUGUGCAAGGAAAUCUUUUAAAAAUCCACAUACCCAGUGCCACUUUUGCUGGAAGCCACUUCUCAGAGCACCCCACGUUACAGCCAACUACGACCUCUGGGUGGAAGGAUGACAAGUGGAGGCAGCGCUCUCAAUAAAUGCAACUCUCUUGCAUUCAUGGGUCAGCUGCUCCUUGGAAUUUAUUUCUGGGGAUGUUUAGAAACCAAAAUUAUAAAAUCCUGCAGAAAAGAUUAAAAGAGAGCGCUGUAACAACAACAACAAAAAUCUCAGAAGUUCACCAUAAUGUUAUGUACUUGACUUUCCAAGACUGAUAAAUGCUUCAGAUGAAAGUACACUGUGUUGCAGGCAACACCGACUGCCUUUCUGUGGGGUCUGUGAAGGUACGUUGUCACAUUCGCCCUACCUAUGUGUUUGUUCAUCUGGGAUUAGCCCAAGCGUCUCUGCAAGUGUGCACACAAAGAUCUUAGUUCAGGAAAUAUAUACCACUAUUGAAUAGCACUUAGGAAAGCCUUAAGUACAGGAGCACUUAAUCAUGGUCUUAAGGACCUUCCUGAAAUGAAGCCAGAGAACCUGAGUCAAAGACCUUGGGAGUCAACACAACGCUGUGAACUUGUGCUUAUGUGUAUUUAGAGGUGCGGGUCCUGAAUUUAAAUGUACAACUUCUGAUUUCUGAGCUGACUGCUCAAACAGCUGAAUGGGAUGACUGAAAUAAAAUCCUCUUGAGCGUGGAUGAAGUGGGCAAAGACUCCUAGUGAACUUGUAGUACGGAGUAUUUAUAGUACAGUUACCCAUUAAUAAAGUAUAAAUUGUCAAGCAAUUGCUGUUGCAAAAGCAUCAAAAUCUCUCCAGAGCUGUAGCAGGCAUAAAAAAAAAAAGAAAGAAAAAAAGAUUGGCCAUUCUUGUGUUUAAAGUAUGCAAAUUAACUUCUUGACAUUUGUGUUACUAAUUUUAAUGCUUUGAUGGAAGAACUCUGUUACCAUAAAAGCCCCAGACAUCACCUCACAGGGCUAAGAAAAAAGGAGGAAAGAGUUCAAAGUGAAUAAUUACCUGUUGAUGAUGUAUUAUAUUUAAAGACUCUGGCUGUGGAUUAAAGCUAGUUCUCAGGUUGUUAAUAGCCUGCAGUAAACAACUAAUGAAUCAAAGAAAAGGAGGAAAAGCAGCUAUAGACGAAGGGCAUUCUCAUUAAUACCAAAGGCCAGAGUUGAAGUGUCAAAUGUAACACAAUAAAAUACAGUCAUUUCACACCAGAGUGUGUAAGAAUUCAGGAAAAUAGUCACAGGUGAAUUAUUAAGGGCUUGUCAUUUAAGCUUUGUUCUCCUAGCACUUUGAUGCCAUGCACACUACCAGGUUUUCCACCCCUCUGGUUUUUUUCUGUAGUUCAGCUGCGACUUUUAUGUGGUGUAAGAAGGAGAACAGAUUUGGAUAUCAAGAGCUGUACCUACAGCAGUGGCGACUAACCUUACUGUGGAAAGAGUAGGACUCCGGAGAGGACAAAAAAAGCUGGAAGGAGGAGGCAUGGAGCAGAAAAUGGUGUGAGUUGCCUUUUAAUGGAAGAACUGGGAAACUUGGCUCCCAAGAGCCUUGCCUGCUCUUUGGCUGAAGAAAGCCUGCACCCUAUUGCCACCUCUCAUGUGUGCCAGCUCCAGAAGAGGAUGAGAUAUGAAGAUCCGUCUGAGUUUGCUGCUGUAAUAGUUAUUUUGGAGGCUCCGAUCACUGUAACCCUGCUGCUCAGGCUCUUGAACUUCAUCCUACAGCCUGCCGGUCACCGUGCUGACAGGUGUUUUGAGCCCAAAUAGGGGUACUGCAAUGAAUUUCAGAUGUAAGUACAGGGUGGGAGGCAUCAGAUGAAGCUAAUGCUGGGCUCCAAACAGAACAUCAUCCCAGACAGCUGACCUGCGGAUCUUCUUGCCAAAGGAUGCUGUGGGUGCUAAAGUUUUAUGUGGGUUCAAAGACAGACAGAAGAACUGAAUUAAAUCCCCUGAGUGUACAUGGAAACCACAACUGCCUAGGGCUAGAUGAAUACUUUCCUUAUAACUGCAGCUAAUUGUACUUUGAGCAGAGCUCAGACAUGAGUGCUUUUCAUCUGAGGAACGAGCAACAACACUAUCUUCAGGUUUCUCCUGCCUUCCCUUCCUGUCGUUACUACUUUGGAGCAGCUGGGUGAGAGCCCUUUCCCAUUUGCAAGUCCACGAUGCUGUAGCAAUUCUCCUCCCUAGCACUACAACCUUUUGAGAAGAGGAGGAAGAGUGGGGUCAGGGUGCUGUUCCUCAAGGUUCUGAAACACUGAACAUCACAGGAGUCAAGCAGAUUUACUGGCAAUUUUGAUCAUGGAUAAAAGCGAACUUCAAAUACAUCCAAAGCAAACCUGUACAGAAGCCUUAAACAGAUCUGUUGAAGAGAUUCCAGCCCAGUACGUUUUGUUAACCACCACGUAACUGACUGUAUUUCAGCUCUGCACGUUUUGAUUUGUGACUGCUCAAAAAAGUCAAGAGCGCAUACAUCUGAAAUGCCUGGCUGAAGUAUUUUGUAAAAGUGAUUGAUCAAGAGCAGGUCAGAUGGGUUUUUUUUUUUUCUGUCCUGCUUGAACAUGUUCAAAAUCGGAGUAAUUCUCAGCAUCUGGUAAAAUUUAUUAAUGUUUUUUGUCUUGGUUUCUUAAGUCUAUGUAGAGAAACAUAAUAAUCUGUGACAUAUUUUAUGAAUCCAAGGACAUUUUAUUCAGUCACCUGUCUAGACACGCACAAAUAAGUUGCUAGAUAUUUCAGCACAUGCAUAAAAGACUGACAAAGCAGCAUACUGAAAAAGUCCUUUUAUUAGUAGCUGUCUGCUUGAAGAGCAUUGAUAAAGUAUGAAACUGAGAUGUUAAGUUAGGAAAGGGAAAACUCUCAUGCAAAGUAAGUAAUGCAGAGCCUUGCCCUUCAGUAGCUGAGGCAAGGUUUUGGAAUGAUGGUUGUGCUGAGAACGCUUGCAAUAAGAAAUAUCAUCAUAUUUUGGCUUUUCUUCAGCAGUUAACUGUGACAGUAAAAGACAGAAAUAUCAUCUUUAGAUUGUUUACCAAUUUCACUCUUUUAAUAAGCAUUCAGCCAGUUUACAAAGAGUUUUGCUGUUGUAGAUCACGCCUUUACAAGCUUCUUGUGUAUAGAAGGUCUCUCCAGUGUAGGGGUUUAGUGGUCUCAAGAAGAAACCAAUUAAAAGCAGCUGCUUUAAAAUGAACACUGUCACUUUAAAUCUGAAAGCUUUCAUAUGUCUUUGAUUCUGUGACCAUUAAUUGUUUUCCCUUGAAAUCUGUUAUAAUUUAUGGGAAAUCAUUAGUCUGUUGAAGAAUGACACGAAAACAUGAUUUUGUAAUUCUUCUGAGCACUGUUAAAAUGAUUUCCCACAAUUGUUAUUUCCUUUAGGACUACGAAGUGUCCUUAUUAUCAUUGUGUCCCAUAGCCAUAACGGCUGUAUAUAAUAACUCGGCUGCUUGGCUAUCAGUACCUUUUAUGGGAAUUUUAUGUUGUUGUUCAGCUGUAAGUCUCAUCUUUCACAUGGCUGAUACGUCUCAAUAAUGUUUUUGAUGUGCAUCUAUUUCUGUCUAUACGUAUUUAUAUACACACACCUGCUAGAAUGAUUUUUACUUUCAUUAUUACCGAUUAUAUGGUAAAAACUAAUUACUUUCACUGUUUCCUUAGGUUCAGACAUUCAGAAGUGGCUGAUAUUUGCUUCUGUUUGGCAGGAGGUUCUGAGUCAAUUUAUGUUUCUCCCUCACAUCCCCCUACCUGCUUGCAUGAUAUCUGAGCAAACAAACUGUGUGAUUGGCGUAGAACAAAGAAGAGCUCACCCAGGCUCUCUCUCCCUAAGAGAAAUGAAUCUCCAAAUAUCAUUUAAUUGAAGUCUUGUUCUCCAUUGCCUUUUCUGAGAAAGCUGGAGUGAUCCAUAUGAGAGGUACAAGUGGGGUUGGUGCUGUGAGGCCUGCAAGGUCCUGGCGUGAUGCUAAUGUUAUUUUUGGGCCAUCGUUAUUGAUAUUGGCUAGCAUUACUCAGAGCCCUUUAAUAAAAGGAAGAUAUGAUAAAGACAUCUUUACGAUACGCCCAUAAGUGAUAAGCAUGAGGAAUAUGGAAAAAGAUUAAAGACAGAAUAUCUUGGCCUCAGAGAAAAGGGGCUUUGUCCUGUUAAAGAUAAAGUUGACUAGAUGUGUGCGUUUAGGCACGGCAGCCCUCAUUUUCUCAUCAGGCCCAUUGCUGAUAGGCUUUUAAAAUCUAAGCCUUACUUUUGACUAUUUUCUUUGAGGUCCCAUAACGCUUGUUGCGCUGCUGUAUGACCAAGUUGUGCACUUAAGCCCAUGCCCUUUUUCCGCAAGUAAAUAAAACAAGCUGGCAUUUAAACAUAUGCUUCAGUUCCUCACUGAAUUAGGCUACUGAAUGACACAUUUUUUUCCCUUAGUGACCUGUUCCUGUGUGUGGAUCACCUCUCAGUUUUAUCAAGGGUGGUCAAGGAUAAACUCCAUCCCCAGCGGAAGAAAGGAAGUGUGGUCAUUCUAAGCUUCUUCCCCUCUCCUCUUCUCCAGCACAGAUGUGGUUCGUAUCAGGCUGCAAACAGUCCAGUUUCGCCCUCCCCUGGAGGACCCUCCUGGCUUACCUCGUGGCUCUCAACCUCCUCUGUCCAGGAUCAGCCAAGCUCAGGGUGGUGGCAUUGAACUUCCCUGUCACUGCCACUGUGGGACAGGAUGUCGUGCUGCACUGCCACUUGUCCCCUUGCAAGGAUGCUCGGAGCUUGGACAUCAGAUGGAUCCAGCACCGGUCCUCUGGUCUUGUGCACCACUACCAAAAUGGAGAGGACCUGGAACAGAUGGAGGAAUAUAAAGGGAGGACAGAACUGCUCAGGGACGGUCUCUCUGAUGGAAAUCUGUAUUUGCACAUUACUGCAGUGAGCUCCUCCGAUAGCGGCUCAUAUAUGUGCACUGUGCAAGAUGAUGGCGGCUAUGUAGAAGCUAUGGUGAACCUGCAGGUAUCAGAUCCCUUUUCCCAUAUUGUCCAUCCCUGGAAGGUGGCUCUGGCUGUGGUCCUCACACUUUUGUUUGCGUCAUUCGUCAUCAUUGUUUUUCUCCAUAGAAAGCAAGCGGCACAGACCAAAAAUCUGAAGAUAAAAGAUGCAGUGUUGGAGGAACUACCUGUGAUAUUGGUGAAAAAAAUUGAAGAAUUUGAGAAAGAGAAUUCACAAUUGAAGAAACAAGUUGCAGAACUGGUGGAACAAAUUGAAGAAUUUGAGAAAGAGAAUUCACAAUUGAAGAAACAAGUUGCAGAACUGGUGGAACAAAUUGAAGAAUUUGGUGAGUCUUCUUCCCUGAACCAAAGGAAUAUGGGCCUUACCAGGGAAUGUGUUGAUUUUUCCUUUUUUUUUUUUUUUUCUUUCUUUGCAGAGAAAGAGAAUUCACAAUUGAAGGAACAUUAUAUGAAGAUGGUUUUAAGUGCUGCAGAUCUGAAGAAACAAGUUGCAGAACUGGAAUUGGGUGAGUCUUCCCCAAACCAAAGGAAUAUGGGAUUUCCCACGGGAUGACAAGCUGUCCCUCCUCAGCUUCCGUUGCUUUUCUCUUUCUUUUCCUGGAAAACAAUUUGAAGAAUCAGAUUGAGAAAUGAAUUGUGCCUCGCAGUAACCACAGGUUUCAAGCUUACUAGACUACUGAUUGCAUAGGACAUCAAAACCCUGAUAACUUGAAGCAGGCAAUGAAAACCACAAGGGGAACAAGACGAGCUAGUGUUUACAUUGAGUGAGAACACCUGCAUUUUUGUGACCAAAAAUUGCAUGAAGGGCUACCGAACAGAGGAUGCAUGAACUCCAACUCAUAUUCAGCUGGAAUAAAGAAACCACAUAAGGAAGAAAAUGGGUUGAAGAUGGAGUUCCUGGAAGAGACAGAAAUUUUGGGAAAUAGUAUGAUCAUCUAUCAAGCUUCAUAGAAAUCUAAUGAAUAUGUAAUGCUUUUGGAAACACAAGCAUGCAUAUCGAAGCAAAGACAGAAAACUGCUUUGGGUGUUAAUCCCAUUGUCUCUCAUAAUAUAAUAAAGAAUUUCUAAAGAAUCGA
Gallus gallus (chicken) is the source of this 8020-nucleotide messenger RNA. RefSeq names its product myelin oligodendrocyte glycoprotein (gene MOG). Bases 6514 to 7497 code for a protein of 327 amino acids. Lineage: Eukaryota; Metazoa; Chordata; Aves; Galliformes; Phasianidae. The transcript has 26 exons. The record is from RefSeq and is a predicted model, not a curated record.